Molecule: messenger RNA, 1998 nt
Organism: Condylostylus longicornis
Lineage: Eukaryota; Metazoa; Arthropoda; Insecta; Diptera; Dolichopodidae
Gene: Rsf1
Product: RNA-binding protein Rsf1
Exons: 2
Coding region: 1092-1787 (231 amino acids)
Cellular component (GO): cytosol
Molecular function (GO): mRNA binding
Source: RefSeq, a predicted model, not a curated record
UUUACAACAUAUAUUGCAUUUCCGUUCUAAUACUCGGAGCAGCAAGUGAAUAUUUUGUUUUGUGAGUGAUUGGGUUUCAUAUUCCUUUUUUUUGUAAUUUAUAUUUUGCUAGAGUAAAAUUAAGACAAGGAGUUGUAAAUAUCAUCGACAAGGAGAUUUAAAAAUUCAGUCCUGCUGAGUCGUCAAUAUUUUUACGGUAACAUUACAUUCUGUUAAUAUCAAUAAAUAUUCAUAAGAGAGUUCGUGUGGUUGUAAAACUAAAAUUAUUAAAAUAUGUUUGUGAUUUAUAAAUUUCUCAAGAGUGCCUAUGCCAAGAUCAUAAAUUUUAUAAUUAGCAACGAUUUUUUCAACGAAGAGAAGAUCUACGCUUAUUGAUUUUUCUUUAUUGUCAAGUAACGCCUGUUUAUGAAUUGUUAUUACGCCAUUUUGUAAAGUACGAUUCAUAUCCGUUAAUCAUUGUACGUACAUAAGUAUGUAUUUUAUGCGUGUACUAAAUAUUUUUCGAAUUCAGCUGCAAAGUAUAUGUAUAAAAUUUACAUAGGUUCGUAAUUAUCAGCGUAUGUACUUAAAAACUUGGAUUUAAGUAAUUUUCCAAAAAAAAAAAAACAUUACAUGCAAUAGCAUAAUUUUGAUUAUAUACAUAAGUAUGUAUAUGCAUGUGUCAAUAUUCGCAAAAGAAUGGCCUUACUAUCAUAGGUUGUUGGAGUCUAACUUAGGCUAAAAAUGUCCCACUGCGGGAUCUAUUUGAAAUGGGAUAUAUUGCUUAAAGAUAUAAACAAUGUUAAAAUCAUAAAUUUUGUAAAUUUGUUGAAACGACGUUAAUGGAACUAAGAAUGUGGUUUAAAAUUAAUUGGUUUACUGAAUAGUUAUUUUUUUUUUUAUAAAUUUUGUAUUAAACUGCUUCUACAAGAUAAAUGUAUUUAAUUGCAUAUUUAAAAAGAAACAUUCGAUACCUCUCGUCUUUUUAAAAUAAUUAUUUAGUUCGAAAUUUGCACUUCGAGCUUCGUAAUAGCAGAGUUUAACAAAAACAGCUACCAAAUCUUCGUCAAGUGCUAUUAACUACACAAAACAACGUUUAUAAAAAUUUAAAGAUGGGAGAUAGCCGAGGCACAAGGGUGUAUGUAGGAAACUUAACCGACAAAAUCAAAAAGGAAGAUUUAGAAGAAGAAUUCUCUAAAUACGGGAAAUUAAACAGUGUUUGGGUUGCCUUUAAUCCUCCUGGAUUUGCAUUCGUAGAAUAUGAAAACCGCAAUGAAGCUGAAAAAGCUUGUGAUAUUCUUAAUGGUACUGACCUCUUAGGUUCACAGUUGCGCGUUGAAAUUUCUAAAGGUCGUCCUAGACAAGGUAGAAGAGGUGGUGGCGGCAGGCAAGGCGGUGGUGGCGGAGGUCGUUUUGGUGAUCGUGGAAGGGAUUUUGGACGAGAUCGCCGAGGCGGUGGUAGCGGAGGUGGAGGAUUUCGUUCUGGUGGGGGUGGUGCUGGUGGAAGUUUUGGGAAUCGUAGUGGUGGUCGCCAGGGUGGUGGUGGGGGUGGUUUUGGACGUCAAGGUGGUGGUGGAGGUGGCGGAUAUGGCGGUGGCGGAGGAGGACGUGAUAGUGGUUUUGGCGGUGGUAGAAGUGGUGGAGGCGGUGGAGGUGGAUAUGGUGGCCGUGAUGGAAGUUUCAGUGCGGGAAGAGAUAGUAAUUUUAGCGGUGGACGCAGUGGUGGUGGUUUCGGUGGUCGCAGUGGUGGAGGUGGUGGUGGAAGAUUUCGAAGUAGGUCUCCGGCCGGUGGCAGGGGACGGUUUUAAAUUUUUUAAUUAAUGAAAUUAGCUUAAGAAAGUGCAGUACGUAAGAAAAAUUGUGAAUUUAAAUUGACAAAAAAAAACUUUUAUUGUAUUAAUAUUUGAACUGAAGAUAUAAACUUCUACUUCACCAGUUUACAAUUGGUUCAAAAUUUUUAAUAAAAUAUGUUUUCAAUUUCUUUACGAAAGAAGAAAAUAAAUAAAUUGGUCAACUAUA